AUGGAUGGACAAGGAGGAGGAUGGCUUCCGCUCGACCUGUCCCUGGCCACCGCGGGGGACCUGUCCCUGGCCACCGCGGGGCCGUCGGCGUCGGCUGGCGAGCAGCGGCCGAGGGCGCGGCCGAACCGGCGCACCGUGUCCUCCCUCUACGCUGAGCUGGGCGCGAUGCUCCCCAACCUCCCCACCGACCGGCCGGCGAGCAAGGAGGAGAUCGUGGAGGCGGCGGCGGCGCGGGUGAAGAUGCUGGAGGACACGGCGGCCGUGCUGGAGACGUAUCGCGCGGUGCGCGGCCCCGUCGGCGCCGGCGCCGCCUCUGGUGCCGGGCGGCAGCCCGAGGUGUCCGUGGCCGUCGGCGCGGUGUGCUUCUGCGCGCGGCUGCCGGCGCGGAGCCCCGGCGCGCUGGCGCGGGCGCUGGAGGCGUUCCACCGCCGUGGGGUCGAGGUCCUGGUGGCCACGGUGGGGCGCCACGGCCACGGCGCCGGCGCCGCCGUGCUCACGGUCACCGCCGCCGCCGCGCCGCCCGAGGUCCUGGAGAUGAUCAGGGCCGACAUCGCCGCCAUCUACUGA
Molecule: messenger RNA, 567 nt
Organism: Miscanthus lutarioriparius
Lineage: Eukaryota; Viridiplantae; Streptophyta; Magnoliopsida; Poales; Poaceae
Source: the annotation of a GenBank genome assembly